AAAAAAAGGGAAAUACUGAUCCAUUUGAAACAAAAACGAGAGAAUCAAGCUGCAGCAGCCGCCAGCCAUGGCUAUACCCACCACCGUUCCCUUCCCUUCCUCCUCCCUCCGCCUCUCCACGCCCUUCUCCUCCCCGCGUACACCCCACGCGCCGAGCCCGAGCCCCCGCCGCCGCCUCCCCUUCCCCGCCCGAGCCGCCGACUCCGACACUCCUCCCUCCGAGGAGGCCUCCGCCUCCACCGCCACCGACUCCGGAUCCGCGCCCGGGCCGGGGCCCGAGGACGACGCGUUCGAGAACCGGCUCUCGCAGGUCCGGCUCCGGUACCGGAGCGGGACCGGCAAGAAGGCGGAGGUCCGCAAGGUGAAGAAGUCGAAGCGGGGACCGUCCGCGCCGUCGGGCGGGAUGUACCUGCCCCCGGUGGCGCUGCAGGAGCCGGUGUCGGAGGGGCUGAAGGUGGAGUUCGGGUUCAGCCCCUACAGCGAGAGGGCGAACGGGAGGAUCGCGGCCCUGGGGCUGACCGCGCUGCUGCUGGUGGAGCUGGCGACGGGGAAGAGCGUGAUCGGCUACCACACGCCGGCGAUCGUGCUGAUCCAGGUGUACUUCGUGGCCGCGGUGGCGGCUCUGUACUUGAAGUACGAGAAAGAGAGAGUCAGCGUCUGGCCUCGAUCUUCCUCCGACAAAUGACGACGGCGACGGCGGCGGCGGCGGCGGCGGUCGAUGCUUCGUUUCUCCUGUGUUUACACUGCACAUUCUGUUUUUGCGCUUUCUUCUUUUGAUUUUGGGAAUUGACUCAUCGGGUGGCUUUUGAGAUUCUACUUUCAUGAGGGUGAACGGAUAUUCAAUACCGAGUUAACUUUUUUUCUGUGGGCUGCUCUUGCCGUGUCAAUGUCGAGUAACGAAGACCACGAUGAUGACGAAAACUACCAUUGAAGCUGAUUCUAUUAAGAUGUAUAGUUUUCCAGAAAUUCGAGGGUGAUUCCUUUGAGAA
Eucalyptus grandis is the source of this 989-nucleotide messenger RNA. RefSeq lists its product as uncharacterized. The record is from RefSeq and is a predicted model, not a curated record. Lineage: Eukaryota; Viridiplantae; Streptophyta; Magnoliopsida; Myrtales; Myrtaceae. Bases 68 to 685 code for a protein of 205 amino acids. The transcript has a single exon.